This is a messenger RNA of Pantherophis guttatus, 3538 nucleotides long. It is a transcript of the gene C9H2orf42, whose product is annotated as chromosome 9 C2orf42 homolog. NCBI's taxonomy places the organism in Eukaryota, Metazoa, Chordata, Lepidosauria, Squamata, Colubridae. Gene Ontology annotation, cellular component: nucleus. The record is from RefSeq and is a predicted model, not a curated record.
CCGCUCAGGCGCUGAAUUUCAUGGAGCACAGAAACCGCAGGGACCCCGGAGGUCCUCUAGUCCAACCCUCUGCCCCAGGCAGGAGGCCACGGGGGUUGCAGUCGAAGGGCCGCCCGAUCUCCUCUGGAAAACUCCGCUCAGGCCUCCCUUCCGCCCCCGAGAGAGCCGGGCAUCGUAGUUCCCCAUGGGGCUGCCUGGGCCGGGGAAGGGAAGAGGCUGCUUUCCCCUCCUCAAAAAGAAGACUAUGAUAUAUAUAUAGGACUGUUCUCCUGCUUGAGCAGGGGGCUGGACUAGAAGACCUCCAAGGGCCCUUCCAGCUCCUUCGUUCUGUAGUCUAAGCGCCUCCCUGCAGAGCCUCUUUGGGAAGGAAAGGGAAGGGAAAGGAAAGGAAAAAAGGAAAACAAAGGAAAGGAUGAAAGAAGGAAAGGAAAGAAGGGAAGGAAAGGAAAGGAAAGGAUGAAAGAAGGAAAGGAAAGGGCUUCCGGGAAAGCCUCGAUUCCUCAGACUUUGGCUGCAGUAAACCACUUUUCCAUCUGGGCCUCCCCUCGGCCAGCCCUUACGCAGCAGCCGAUGCUCUUGGGAACAGCUGGCAACCCGUGUCCCAAUUCGACCUUAAAGGAGGCUUUCCUGCACUUGGGACCGUCUAAAGCCAAAGCAAGGAGAGCUCAGUGCUUUGUGCCUGUGGCCAAUUCGUGCCCUCCAUUCCCCACAGGCUUCCUACACCCCCAGGGUCCUUUUAGUUGUCCAUGGUGAUCGAAGCCUCAUCACUAUUUUAUGGGCAUCUUGCAGGUAGGUUGCAUGUACAAAGGCUCACGCUGACAUGGCCUUCAUUGUGACUCUGUCACACACACACACACACACACUGUGACCACCUCUGGCACCAAACUUUCUGCUGAUUUGGCUGCUCCACAAGGCUUCGGUGGGCAACAAGGAAUCCUUUCACUCAAGGAGUCAAAACCCUCAUUUUGCCCUUAAAAAUGCCCUACAGAGGCUGAAGGGGUUCAUUCUGCCCACUCCCAACUGCUUGAUGCCAUUGCUGCGCCCACCGUUUCACACUUGCAGCUUCCUGCAGCAUGGGAAUCAGACACACGCACCACUAGAUCGCCCUAAUCUUGCACCAAAACUAGUUUUGAUCCCCCCUUGACAAAAGCCUCUGCUCAGCCUUUGGCCCUGAAUCCUCUUCAGAGCUGCUCGAAAGGAGAAGCGGCUUCCUCGUCUUCUCCUCCUUCCAGUGGCAGGGAGGGGAUCCUGCUGGUUUGAGAACCAGGGCAGGUGGAGGGACCCCUCCCCACCCGCGACCUGCCUGAGGCUUCAUUGUGACACCACCAGAAUCCUGAGGAGGAUUCACGGCAUUCCGCCCUUUCCCGUCCCCUGCAGGGCUGGGAGCGGCUCAGAGCGGCUGCCCACAGGCUCUCUGCUCAGUGCUGAGCCCCUCAGUGAACCACACAGUCUCCUGGCAAUGGUUCCCUGAAGGAUGGAAUCCGGGUCCCUGAGGAGCAAAGUCCCGGCGUUCUUAUCAGACCUGGGCAAGGCAACCUUGAGAGGCAUCAGGAAAUGCCCCCGAUGCGGCACCUACAAUGGCACUCGUGGGCUGAGCUGCAAGAACAAGACCUGUGGCACCGUCUUCCGCUACGGCUCACGGAAGCCAGCUGGCGUUGAUGCUGUCAAGAUCAUCACCGGCUCAGACCUCCAGGUCUACUCGGUGCGGCAGAGGGACAGGGGCCCUGAGUAUCGGUGCUUCGUGGAGCUGGGCGUCUCGGAGACCACCGUCCAGACUGCGGAUGGGACCAUCCUCACCCAGCUCAGCUCUGGGCGCUGCUACCUCCCGGCGUGUCUGAAGGCAGCCACCCAAGGGGUGGUGGAGAACCAGUGCCAGCACCUGAAGCUUGCCGUGGGCUGCCAGGCAGAGGCCACCCCCUUGACCCUGAAGAGCUCCGUCUUGAACGCCAUGCAGGCCUCGGCCCAGACCAAGCAGGCCCUCUGGGAGCUGGCCACCCAGCCCACGGGGCCCCUGGUCCAAAGGGUCACCAAGAACGUGCUGGUGGUCAAGGGCAAGGCCGGCCCGAAGCACAGCUUGGGCUACCUCCACAUCACCUUUGCUCCCAGGUCUGCCCACAAGCACCCGGCGGGGCCCCGCUUCUUCUGCCCCUGCCAGUCCUUGAGGGCCAGCAAGGCCGGCCCUGCCGCCGAGGAGGGCAGCCAGAAGUGCAUCCAUUUCUUCGCCUGCCUCUGUGCCUUCGCCAGCGACGAGGCUUUAGCCCAGGAGUUUGUGGAUUUCCUCAACGAUGAGUCUGGUGGUUUGAAGUCCCCGGCAAGAGCUCCGCCUGCUUGCCAGCCGGACUCCCCUCUGCCCUCGGGAGACCCUGCGGCCUCCAAAGCGAAGCGCAAGAAGAAGGACGAAGGGCUGGGCUUGCAAGCCAGCAGCCCCCUCUUGUCCCAAGAUCUGGCAAACAACUCCUUGCAGAAAAAUGGGCUGAAGAAGGCGGCCGUUGCAUCACUGAAAAGGCAAACUGGCACUCAGGUGCUGGAGGAGUCGCAGGUGGCCUUGUCCUUCCUGGAGUGGCUGGCCAGCGUCACGGAGAGGGUCCACCAAGCCAUGCACUACCAGUUUGACGGCAAGCCGGAGCCCCUCGUCUUCCACAUCCCGCAGGCCUUCUUCGAGGCCCUCCAGCAGCGGAUCGGCCUCGGGAGCGUCAAGAUGCGACUUCCCAACUCGACGACAGCUUUUGUCCGCAAAGAUGCCUUACCGCUGGGUACCUUUUCUAAGUAUACCUGGCACAUCACCAACAUCUUGCAGGUCAAGCAGAUCUUUGACACCGUUGAGAUGCCUCUAGAAAUAACGCGCAGCUUCAUCCAGAACCGGGAUGGGACCUAUGAGCCUUUCAAGUGCCCCAAAGUGGAGGUGGAGAGCAUUGCCGAGACCUACGGACGCCUGGAGAAGCAGCCUGUCCUUCGCCCCCUGGAACUGAAAACUUUCUUGAAAGUUGGCAACACUUCCCCGGAUCAAAAGGAACCGACGCCUUUCAUCAUUGAGUGGAUCCCAGACAUCCUCCCCCAGUCCAAAAUUGGCGAACUGAGGAUCAAAUUUGAGUACGGCCACUACAGGAACGGCCACCCAGCCGACUACCAGGAGCAGCGUCCUUCCCUGGAGAUCAUCACCUUCCCUUGAGCUCCUCUCUGCAUGUGCAGCCUCACAGGCUGGCCGGCCUUUCCUGCUCCCUACCGGCCACUGACCGGAAGAGCUGCCGUUUCGUGUGACUGUGCCACCCACCCACCCACGUUCUGUCCUCAAGGAGCUUCUCUUGCAAACUCCCACCUCCCAGCCGUGCCACAUAGUGGAAUUGGCCCUCCCCGAAUGCCCAGGCCGGCUGGCGGCUCCAACAAACCCAGAGCGCUUCCGCUGUCUUCUGCACUGCCUUCCUCCCAGAGGCGGCUGUCAUCCCAGCAGCCCAAAGGGUGGGGGGCUGGAUGCUACAAUCUCUUUACUGGCAUAUUUUACAGUAUAUUUUAAAAAUAAAUUAAAUUAAGGCCAUGGCAA